This is a messenger RNA of Macrosiphum euphorbiae (potato aphid), 765 nucleotides long. The record is from the annotation of a GenBank genome assembly. NCBI's taxonomy places the organism in Eukaryota, Metazoa, Arthropoda, Insecta, Hemiptera, Aphididae.
AUGGGCUCACUCACACCAAUAUCAACAACUUUGGCAAAAUGCAAUCAUUGUAAUAAAACAAAAAGUUAUAAUGGCGGAUCUACUGGUAAUCUGUUAAGACAUAUGAACACUAUACAUACAGCAAUUCCACUACAUAAAUCAACACAGGUAAAUGAGUCCAACUCUGAGAUAAUUGAUGAUCCACAACCCUCAACAUCCAUAUAUCUAAGUCCUACUAGACAACAAUCAUCUUCAGUAGCAACUAGUCCAACUAGACAACAAUCAUCUUCAGUAGCAAUAACGUAUUCGACAAUCUUUAAACCACUUGACAAACGUCAGUCCUCAAUAGAAAACUUCAUCCAAAAGCCGAUUCCUAUAAAUAAAUCAAAAAUGAUUGAUCAACAAUUACUGAAGAUGAUUGUAAAGGAAUAUCAUCCAUUUACUGUUGUAGAGGAUGUAGAAUUUCGAAAUCUUAUAAAAAUGUUAUGUCCAAAUUACUUAAUUCCAUCAAGAAAAACAGUUACUCAAAGUUUGAUGCCUCAAUUGUUUAACAUAACUGUAGAAUGUGUUAAAGAUACAUUAAACAAUGUGUCAGCAGUGUGUUUGACCACGGAUGGUUGGACAUCAAGAAAUAACCAAAGUUUUGUCUCGGUAACUGCUCAUUUUAUUGACCCUAAAAACCAAACACAAAUUUCAUCAGUAUUAUUAGGAUAUAACAGUUUUGAUGAAAGACAUACAUCUGACAAUUUAUCUCGUUUAUUAAGAAACAAUAGAAUCUUACAAUAG